Molecule: messenger RNA, 3930 nt
Organism: Nilaparvata lugens (brown planthopper)
Lineage: Eukaryota; Metazoa; Arthropoda; Insecta; Hemiptera; Delphacidae
Gene: twz
Product: BTB/POZ domain-containing protein KCTD1
Exons: 8
Coding region: 463-1464 (333 amino acids)
Biological process (GO): protein homooligomerization
Molecular function (GO): protein binding
Source: RefSeq, a predicted model, not a curated record
AGUGUUUCAGUGUGCUAGUGAGUUCCGUGGUGUCAAGUUGAGGUUAGGUUGUGCUCUUCGACGUUCGACGCUUCAUCUACGUAACUCGCUAACCUUCUACACAAUAUCGACAAAACUUAACUGCAUCGUCGAACUAAACUAAUAUUAUAUUUGUGUUUUACAAACAGUGGCAGCAUAACCGCCAAAAUUUUUCCCCACGAUCUUAUUCGUAUUCCGUCAGUCGUCGCUGAGAAUCGAGGCUUCACACUGGAGCCCACGUGUCAAAAACGGUGAGCUGAUGCAACUUAUUCAUGCAAAGAUAAUUUCUCAAAACGGAACAAAUUCGAAUGAGAAGCACGUGAGUGAAUAUUCUGGGACUUUCUGAAAUGAGAAGAGUAGCCUACUAGUCGAGAAUGCACGUGAGUUCAGCAGGGAAUAACUUAUCAAAGAAGAUACAGGCCUGCUCACUACACCACUACUGAGAUGUAUUACCAUAUAGAAUCAAGGAGAAAAUGCGACCUGCGGUCGGAAGUUGACACCAAAGAGCCGAAAGACCUCACUGCAGGUCGGGCUGUCCUCCUAUCGACUGCUCAGAUAAAAAUGAGCACAUCACCAGCCACCUCUCCGACAAUGUCGAAUUCGUCGUCGCCCACCCCUCCCUCAGCGGGUCACCCUCCACCGCCCCUCAAUUACAACCACAAGAUCACAGGCAUCCCCUGCGUGGCUGCCGCCUCCCGCUACACCGCCCCCGUUCACAUCGACGUCGGCGGUACAAUCUACACCUCCUCGCUAGAAACUCUCACCAAAUAUCCAGAAUCGAGGUUAGCAAAACUCUUCAACGGUAGCAUUCCAAUCGUGUUGGACUCGCUGAAACAGCACUAUUUCAUCGACAGAGACGGUGGCAUGUUCAGGCACAUACUCAACUUCAUGCGAAACUCGCGACUCUUAAUACCAGACAACUUUGCUGAUCUCGAUUUACUAUUAGAGGAAGCCAGAUACUUCGACAUCGCACCAAUGUGCCGGCAACUCGAACAGCUGAAGAAGGACCGCGAACGACAAAGGAGCACAUCAGGGGGCGGAUCAGCCGCCUCCAGUCCGCGCAACUCCAGCAUCGGGGGGCGAUUGGGGGGCGGUGACAAAUUGGACGUAAAGGCGGCAAUUGGAGGCGGCGAGUGCUACGAAUGUGUGGCACUUCAUGUAAGUCCCGACCUGGGGGAGAGGAUCAUGUUGUCCGGGGAUCGAGCCCUACUGGACGAGGUCUUUCCCGAAACUAACCAAGCUCUGAUGGACGCCAGAUCCGGGAUGGCUUGGAACCAGCACGACACCAGACACGUGAUUCGGUUUCCGUUGAACGGCUACUGUAAGCUAAACUCGGUGCAAGCGGUCACCAGAUUGUUGAACGCCGGCUUUCGAAUAGCGGCCAGCAAUGGCGGCGGCGUUGAAGGACAACAGUUUUCAGAGUACCUCUUUGUGCGCAAGGUGUGACCACUUGAACUCUGUCGUGUGCUAGGUGUGUUUGUCUACUACUUGUUUACUUCAUUUAUCGCCAAUUUUCUACGAAAAUACAUGGAAAAUGUGUUAAUCUAUUUUUCUCCAUUCGUCACAAACGUCCUACGAGAACCAUUCAUGGGAAUGUGUUGAUGUUAUCAUUUCCGAUCUUGGUUCUCCAGUCCCAUCAACUUGAUAACCCACUACUGUUAUCAACAAUAACUGUCAAUUGAUUUCUUAUAUUUUCAUCAGAAAAGUUUGAUGAAACUUCACUUAAGAACAAACUGUAACUGUGAAUUUAACGUUGGUUGUUGGCUGAGAGUGUUACCUGGUUCAUCUCAUUAUUCCUGGUUAUCGGAAUUCACUAAAUAGCUGCAGAUCCACUAAUCUCGCUCAGUCAUCAUAAUCCUUCCAAUUACUCAAACCCAAAGCUUAAUUCGGUAUCAUUGUGAGGAGAAAUGUUGUGACCGUCAGAUUCUUGUAUUAUUGGGAAGAUAUUUAAAAUCUUUAAGAUCUAGAAACGUUUUCGAUGUGAAUGUUGACCAAUGAUCCUUAAAUAUAGUCAUGUAUGAAAUACAAAGCUCGAAUACUUAUGAGCUUCAUCAAGGAUGAUGAAAGGAUUUAUGAGGAGAAAUGAAUAGACCUACUUACAGUUCCAGUUCGAUUCCAGAACACCAAGAAUUGAUUUUUAAUCAUAUGUGAUUGAUGAAGGGAGUUGGUCUCAAGAUUACUUGAACUUUUAGACGAGUUGACCAUCCAGUUUCUGCAGUCUGUAGAGUGACAUGGAGUUACCUGGUUAACACACUGAGACGUUAUUCCUAUUAAGUCUUUCCAUGUCCGAAUUUGUGGAAUUUCGAGGAGAGACCAGUUUUAACUGGGAUAGCUAUUGUUGUUUUCACAUCCGAGUAUAUCCAAUAUUAUAUGAGGGACAAGGUGAUUUGAUUAUUUAACAUCAAUGUGAUGGCUUGGUGAUUUUUUAUCCAUAUUCAUUCAAGAUUUUAACAAUCCGAAAAUGAUGAGUAGUUUGUAAUGUUCAUAUAGACAUUGUAACUUUGUCCCCAUACUAUGUGCAAUAAUUUUUUUCAAAAGGACAAGCUCACUUCACAAUGUGUAUGAAGCAUACGCGCUAGAAUUGUUACUAUCUAUUUUUGAAUGAACGAGUGAUCGAGAAUACUUUCACUAGAAUCCACUUUGCUCCUCUUUCUCAAUCAUUUAGAAAAUUUGAUAAUAUGGUGCGAAUGUAACAUAUUCUUCUUAUCCGUCCCAUAUACAACCAUGCACAGGGUAACGUAUUUUUGUAUUUUUUGUCACAUUUGAACUUUAAUUUAUCUAAAUAGACCAAAACAAAAAUUGUAAAGAUUUAGAAGCCACCGUACUACUUGAAGAAACAAUUAAUUUCACUCAUUUCUCAAAAUCUAUAUUUGAUUCAUUAUAGAAUUACUUGAAAAAAAACAACAAAUAGCAAGACUGAGCAUGUCAUGAACCCAUGAUAAACAGAUCUGUCUUCAAAAUAUCUUUGUAUUUGAUAGAUUAUUAGACAAAGUUCUGAUGCUCCUCCAAUUAAGACUUCAAUGAUGCUCCCACUUCAAGUUUUUAAUCGAAAUAACUAGACCAAUACUGUUGAGUAAUUUUACUUUAAAAUUAUUUCCAUUAUUAGUCAAGUAAUCUACCUUGUAAAUAGUACUUCUUAGAUAAUGAAAAUUUAAUGUGAAUAUUGAAUGACCUCCUUGAAUAAUGAAUAAUAAUUAUUGUUUUCUUUUAGGUCGAGUGAAUUAAAUUUAUUGUUUCAAAUAAGACCAUCUUUAUUCUAUUUCACAUGCUUUAUAAGAGUUGAAUUUGUUUCUGAUUGUAUAGUUUAGAAUUUUAUCUAGUUGAAGCCGCUUGUUGGAGUGGGGUAGGCUCAUCGAAUAGGCUACAAUUCCAAAUCAGUUGAAUAUUAUAUAAAUUAAAAUUACUGAUUGAAGAAAACCUUUUUAAGAGCUUAUGUAAAGUUCACAUCACCCCAUACUAUCUUAAUUUCAUUAAGUAAGGGAAUUGAUGAAUUAAUUCCCUUUAAUUCGUAUUUUGAACCUCUUAUUCACUUAGAAUCACAAUACGAUGUUGUUCAACCAUGAAAGUUGUUUAUUGUUAAGAUAAUGAGAGUUCUUCAGAUUACUGGAAUUCAAUAGUGAAAAUGGUUGUACCUGAUGAGCCUACUAUAUUAUAACAUUUUUGUGAGUUGAUGAUUGUGAACUAGUGUGUAAAAUUAUUUAUUGCUUGUUGCAUAUGUUUGUACAAAUAAAUUGUUAGUUUGACAAUUUGUUACCUGUUUUACAUCAAAAAAUCAAUAUCAUCCAAUUGAUGGUAGCAUAUAUCCAAUAUUAUCAAGAAUAAUAAUUAUUAUUGUAAUAUUGAAUUGUGUUUUGUAAAUUCAUUCCACUCUACUGGAAACGCAAAGUCAAAUAGAAACCGCUUGUUAUUUCA